AUGGGCGAAGGACGAUCUAGACGGGCUCGCAUCAUCUCGAGCGUGGCUGCGACGGCUAUUGCUCUGGCAUGCGGCUCGAAUUAUGUCUACUCCGCGUGGGCACCUCAAUUCGCCGACAAGUUGCAGCUCUCAACCACACAGAGCAACCUCAUCGGCCUUGCUGGGAACCUCGGCAUGUACACCUUGGGUGUUCCAACCGGCAUAUUGAUCGACACACGAGGCCCGCGGCCUUUUGUUAUCGUCGGCGCGGUGCUCCUGGGUCUCGGUUACUUCCCUAUCAAACAGGCCUUUGAUGCGGGAUCUGGAUCGAUACCCACGCUGUGCUUCUUCUCGUUUCUGACCGGUUUCGGCGGCUGCAUGGCCUUCGCAGCCUCGAUCAAGACGUCGGCGUUGAACUGGCCUCAUCACCGCGGUACUGCGACGGCAUUUCCCCUGGCGGCUUUUGGCCUGAGUGCAUUCUUCUUCUCGCUCCUCGGCCAGCUGGCCUUCCCAGGGAAUACUGGAGGCUUCCUCUUACUUCUGGCCCUCGGCACCUUUGGCAUCCCUUUCUGUGGCUUCUUCUUCCUGAGGGUAUUGCCGCCUAGUUCCUAUCAUCCUUUGUCGGAUGCUCCGGACAGUCAUGAUCCAGUUGAAUCCCAGCGACUGCGCAGAACUUCCUCCCAGGAAGCAAAGCCGGUCCGGCACGGGCGUCUCUUCGUUGAACCUGGUAUGUCCGAAUCUACAGCACCCGAGACAUCCUCAGAAGCCCGCGCCUCGCCGAGCCAUCAUCCGACCAGUGAUGCCCUGGCCGAUGUCGAGAGACAAGCUAUUGAGGAAGAGGAGGAAGAGAUGGACGAGACGUCGUCGCUAGUCUCGAAGUCAUCAUCCCUGCCUGGCGAGGUGUUAGUGCAGAGCAGUGUUGAUUUAGAUCGUUCUCAUCGUGUAGACAUCCGCGGCUGGCGUUUGCUGCGUAACGUGGAGUUCUGGCAGUUUUUCACCAUCAUGGGCCUUCUGUCUGGUAUAGGACUCAUGACCAUCAACAACAUCGGCCACGAUGCCAAUGCUCUUUGGAAGCAUUACGACAACACUGUCGACAACACCUUUCUUGUCACCCACCAGCAGAUGCAUGUUUCGAUUCUGUCGGUCGGUAGCUUUGGAGGGCGGCUUCUCAGUGGCGUUGGUUCUGACUUCAUAGUGAAAAGGCUGCAUGCGAGCCGAGUUUGGUGCCUCGUUCUUGCUUCUGGCAUAUUCUGCUUCGCACAGUUCUGUGCCAUCACCAUCACCAACCCGCAUUUUCUCGGCCUCAUCUCUGGAUGCUCAGGCCUGGCCUACGGCCUGCUGUUUGGCGUCUAUCCGUCCAUCAUUGCUGAGACCUUCGGUAUCCACGGCCUGUCGCAGAAUUGGGGCUUCAUGACGCUCUCACCGGUUCUCUCGGGCAACAUCUUCAACUUGUUCUACGGCAUUGUGUUUGACAGCCACUCAAUUGUGGAACCGAGCGGUGACAGGAGCUGUUUGCAAGGCGUGCAGUGCUACCGAAAUGCAUAUCUGGUCACGCUCGGGGCAGGCUUUGUAGGUAUUGCCGUGACUUUGUGGGCCAUUCUGCACCAGCAACAGGCGCGUGCGAGAGAAGAGGGCAAGGGUUUAGCUGAGGACUAG
Messenger RNA from Thyridium curvatum, 1635 nucleotides. RefSeq lists its product as uncharacterized. Gene Ontology annotation, cellular component: membrane. Lineage: Eukaryota; Fungi; Ascomycota; Sordariomycetes; Thyridiales; Thyridiaceae. The transcript has 4 exons. Bases 1 to 1635 code for a protein of 544 amino acids. The record is from RefSeq and is a predicted model, not a curated record. Gene Ontology annotation, molecular function: transmembrane transporter activity. Gene Ontology annotation, biological process: transmembrane transport.